AUGGAAGGGGGAUUUUCCAUUAUUGUUAUCAUUAAUUUUUAUGAGUUGGACAUUUUAUAUAUAAUUGCCGUUCUUUAUAUUUCUGCUUUUCCAUUUUUCCUUCUUUUCUUUUUCAUUUCUUUUUUCUUUUCAUUUUUCUUUUCUUUCUUUUUGUACUUUUUUCAUUCUUUUAUUUUUUUCAUUUUUCUGUCUUUUCUUCUUUUUUCUCCUUUUUAUAUUUCUGCCGAGUUUCUUUUUUUACUAACUUUUUCGUUGUGCCUUUUCUGUCUUUUUCUUUUUUCUUUCUUUUUCCUUUUUUCUUUCUUUUUCCUUUUCUUUCUUUUCUUUUCCUUUUUCUUUUUCUGUCUUUUUCUUUUUUCUUUCUUUCCUUUUUUCUUUCUUUUUCCUUUUCUUUCUUUUCUUUUCCUUUUUCUAUCUUUUUCUUUUUUCUUUCGUUCCUUUUUUCUUUCUUUUUCAUUUUCUUUCUUUUCUUUUCCUUUUUCUUAUUCUGUUUUUUAUUUUUAUUUUUUUCUAUCUUCUGUUAUUUUUUUCCAUUCCUUUUUUUUCUAUAUUCCCUCACUCUCUCGAUACGCCUGUGAUCUUUUUUCUGUUGUUUCUUUUUUUGUUUUUAUUUGUUUUUUGUUUCUUUUCAGCUGUUAUCUGUUUUUGUUUCUUUUUUGUUUCUUUUUCUGUUUGUUUCUUUUUUGCUUCUUAUUUUCUUUUUAUUUCUUUUCUGCUGUUUCUGUUUCGUUUCUUUUUUGUUUCUUUUUUGUUUCUUAUCUUCUUUUUUCUAUUUGUUUUGCUUCUUAUUUUCUUUUUUUUUCUGCUGUUUCUGUUUUGUUUCUUUUUUGUUUUUUAUUUUCUUUUUUUUUUUGUUUUGUUUUGUUUCUUAUUUUCUUUCUUUUUCUUUUCUGA
Messenger RNA from Acanthosepion pharaonis, 894 nucleotides. The record is from the annotation of a GenBank genome assembly. NCBI's taxonomy places the organism in Eukaryota, Metazoa, Mollusca, Cephalopoda, Sepiida, Sepiidae.